Messenger RNA from Egretta garzetta (little egret), 2410 nucleotides. RefSeq names its product solute carrier family 26 member 2 (gene SLC26A2). Gene Ontology annotation, molecular function: chloride transmembrane transporter activity; bicarbonate transmembrane transporter activity; oxalate transmembrane transporter activity. Bases 85 to 2232 code for a protein of 715 amino acids. Gene Ontology annotation, biological process: transmembrane transport. The record is from RefSeq and is a predicted model, not a curated record. Lineage: Eukaryota; Metazoa; Chordata; Aves; Pelecaniformes; Ardeidae. The transcript has 3 exons. Gene Ontology annotation, cellular component: membrane.
UCCUGCUUUAAGGAAGAGCUCGGCAGCCCUCUCUAGACAGCUGUAAUGCUGCCUUUGAAGCGUUGAUCACAGGGAGUCCUCAAGAUGGCAGCAAUGGCAGAAUUCAACAACGUCCAUUCAGUGACUGAAACACCAGAAGGAGAUGAUGCUAAACGCAGUUUCCAUAACAGAAUGUUCUUGGAACCCCAAGAGAAGAAGAGGAGCAUGAAGGCUCUGGUGGUUAAGCAAGCAAAGAAAACUUGCAGUUGCACUCCAGCCAAAGUUAAAGAAUAUAUUUUUAGUUUCUUUCCUGUCUUGCAGUGGCUUCCAAAAUAUAAACUAAGAGAGUACCUACUGGGAGACAUAAUGUCUGGUGUGAUUGUGGGGGUCUUACUAGUCCCACAGUCAAUUGCCUAUUCUCUCUUAGCUGGGCAGGAGCCUAUUUAUGGCCUUUAUACAUCCUUUUUUGCUAGCAUUAUUUAUUUCAUAUUUGGAACCUCCCGCCACAUCUCAGUUGGUAUCUUUGGUGUGAUUUGCCUUAUGGUGGGACAAGUGGUGGAUCGUGAAAUACAGAGAGCUGGCUAUGACUUAGAGCCAGCCGUGCUCAGUGGCCUCCCAGAUACAGCAGCAUAUGUAAACACCACCAUUUCGCCUGUGAAUCAGACAUUGCAGAAGUUGCUCUGUGAUAAAAGCUGCUAUGCAAUUACAGUGGGAGCCACCAUGACCUUCAUAGCUGGAGUUUAUCAGGUGGCCAUGGGUUUCUUUCAAGUGGGCUUUGUCUCAGUGUACCUCUCCGAUUCAUUGCUGAGUGGAUUUGUCACGGGUGCCUCUUUUACAAUCCUGACCUCACAAGCCAAGUAUCUCCUGGGCCUAGACAUUCCACGGAGCAGUGGCAUCGGCUCUCUCAUAGCCACAUGGAUAAACAUCUUCAGAAACAUACAUAAGACCAACAUCUGUGAUGUCAUCACCAGCUUAUUGUGCUUUCUUUUACUUAUCCCAACCAAAGAGCUUAAUGAACAUUUUAAAUCCAAGCUCAAGGCUCCAAUACCAGUUGAACUAGUCGUGAUUGUGGUAGCUACUGUGGCAUCUCACUUUGGGAAGCUGAAAGAGACUUACGGCUCAAGCGUUGCUGGACACAUCCCAACUGGGUUUCUGCCACCCCGCCCUCCAGACUGGAACCUGAUUCCUAAUGUGGCUUUGGAUGCUAUCCCCAUAGCUAUUAUUGGCUUUGCCAUCACUGUUUCCCUCUCAGAGAUGUUUGCCAAGAAGCAUGGUUACUCUGUGAGAGCCAACCAGGAAAUGUAUGCUAUUGGCUUCUGCAACAUCAUUCCCUCUUUCUUCCAUUGCUUCACAACAAGUGCUGCUCUUGCCAAGACUCUUGUCAAAGAGUCCACAGGCUGUAGGACACAAAUGUCUGGCAUGGUGACUAGUUUAGUAAUCCUAUUAGUCCUCCUUGUGAUUGCACCUUUAUUUUAUUCCCUUCAGAAAUGUGUCCUUGCUGUCAUAACCAUUGUAAACCUCAGAGGAGCCCUGCGGAAGUUCAAGGACCUGCCAAAAAUGUGGCAUUUGAGCAGAGUGGACACAGUGAUCUGGCUAGUUACUAUGGCAGCCUCAGCACUCAUCAGUACUGAGAUUGGUCUUUUGGUUGGUGUUUGCUUCUCUAUGCUCUGUGUCAUCUUCCGAACUCAGAGACCAGAGGCACCACUGCUUGGCUGGGUGGCAGAGUCUGAAACAUAUGAAUCCCUGUCUGCUUACAAGAACUUGCAAACCAAGCCAGGAAUUGUGGUGUUCCGUUUUGAAGCACCCCUCUACUACAUCAACAAGGAGUGCUUUAAAUCUACCCUGUACAAGCAAACUGGGGUCAACCCAGUCUGGGUGAAGGCAGCAAAGAAAAAGGCAGCAAAAAGAAUGCUUAGAGAGAAAGAGGUGGAUUCUGAUGGCAACCAGACCAGCAUCUCCAUGGAUUUUGUCUCUGAACCUCUGGGGUUUCACACAAUAGUGAUUGACUGUUGUGCAGUACAGUUUCUGGACACGGCAGGAAUACGCACGCUCAAAGAGGUCUGCAAGGACUACAGGGAGAUAAAUGUCCAGGUGCUACUGGCCCAGUGCAAUCCUUCGGUCAGGAGUUCCCUGAUCCGAGGGGAAUUCUUUAGAGAGGGGGAGGACCACCUUCUCUUCCACAGUGUGCACCAGGCUGUGGACUUUGCAUUGGGUGCACAGGAGCACAGUGGGACCAGUGCUUCUAAGAACUAGUUUUGGAAAGGGAGCAACUGGAACAAAGCCUAAGGAAAAAAGUGGCUGUGGGUCUGUAUGUCUAUGCAAUAUAUAUGCACUCAGCUAAGAAGAGGCAGAGUUGUAUUUAACACACUGGUUACUAUGCAGCCUGUCUUGAUGCUUUAAAUUUGCCUGCUGGGUAUAGUGAUUCAAUAGG